AACCAACUAUUUCCUAAACCUCUUCAUCCAUAAACAACAUUUUCUACUCUGAGUCACUGUAAUCUUCUUUGGAUAAACUAAUAUAUAUGUAUACGUAUGCUCUUACGUUACGUCUCCAACAAAGAACAAUUGACUGGUAUAGCAUCAAAGUUUUUAUAUAUAGCAGUACUUCAAUAAGAAACUUAAGCCUGCUUAAUUCAUUUCAUAGAACAUUAUUGUUGUUCAUCCCUUCCUCUUAAUUUCCAUGGCUUCUCAUCAGGACCACCAGCUUCACUUUGUGUUCUUUCCUCUAAUGGCUUCCGGCCACAUGAUCCCAUUAAUGGACAUUGCUAGAUUGUUUGCACAACAAGGCAUCGUUGUCACCAUAUUCACCACACCCCACAAUGCAGCCCGAUUUCAAGCAGUUCUUACUCGAGACAUAGAAUCUGGGCUCCAAAUCCGCGUAAUCCAAGUGAAAUUUCCAGCUGAAGAAGCAGGAUUGCCCGAAGGCUGCGAAAACUUUGACAUGCUACCUUCACCAGAAUUGGUCUUCAAUUUCUUUGCUGCGACUGCCUUGCUUCACAAGCCAGUAGAGAAAUUAUUUGAAGAGCUCACUCCAAAGCCAAAUUGCAUAAUCUCAGACGUGACUUUUCCAUGGACAUAUAGCAUUGCUAGCAAGCAUCACAUUCCAAGGAUAUCUUUUGGUGGAACAGGCUGCUUCAGCUUCUUGUGCGCUCACAAUUUGCGCGUAUCCAACGUGCUUGAGAGUGUAACGUCUGAUUCGGAGUACCUUGUUCUUCCCGACCUGCCUGAUCGAAUUGAGAUGACAAAAGCUCAGCUUCCAGACGGGACAGUGACAGCAAAACUGAAAGAUAUUGGUGACGAAAUGGCAGCAGCUGACACGGAGACAUAUGGGAUGAUCAUGAAUACUUUUGAGGAAUUGGAGCCAGCAUAUGUUAAAGAAUACAAAAAGGUAAAGAAGGAUAAACUCUGGUGCAUUGGCCCUGCUUCCCUACGCAACAAAGACAACUUGGACAAGGCACAAAGGGGCAACAAAGUCUCCAUUGAUGAACUUCACUGCUUCAAGUGGCUUGAUUCAUGGGCACCAGCUUCUGUAGUUUAUGCUUGCCUUGGAAGUAUGUGUAACCUCAGCUUUGAACAGUUGGUAGAGAUUGGAUUGGCGUUAGAGGCAUCAAAUAAACCGUUCAUUUGGGUUGUAAGGGGCUGCAGAGAAACACAGGAAUUGGAGAAGUGGAUUGCAGAAAAUGGAUUUGAGGAAAGAAACAAAGCAAGGAGCCUCUUGAUUCGGGGUUGGGCUCCGCAGACACUCAUAUUAUCGCACCCUGCAAUUGGUGGGUUCUUGACACAUUGUGGCUGGAAUUCCACAUUGGAAGGGAUUUGUGCUGGGGUGCCUUUGCUCACAUGGCCACUUUUUGGGGACCAAUUUAUGAAUGAGAAAUUUGUUGAACAGAUUCUAAAGAUUGCAGUGAGAGUUGGGGUAGAAUUUCCAGUGACGUGGGGAGAGGAGGAGAAGAUUAGGAGGGUGUUGAGAAAGGAGAAAGUGAAGGAGGCCAUAGAGAAAUUGAUGGAUGGAGAAGAAAGCCAAGGAAGGAGAGAGAGAGCCAGAGAGUUAGCAGAGAUGGCAAAGAGAGCAGUAGCAGAAGGUGGAUCUUCUCACCUGAACAUUAAACAGCUAAUCCAAGAGAUCAAAGAACUAAAUUGCAUAGACACAAACUAAAAAGGGUGUGAAGGAUCUUUUCUCAAGCAUACUGCUUACUGCAUAGAUUUUUGUAAUGAUUAUAAUGCAGUUUUUUAUUUCACUAUUUCUCUCUUUACUGUCCUUGGGUUGAUUUGGAAGAACCAAAUAUAGGUGUGUUUCGGCCUAUUAAUUUUGUAAAAGCAAUAAUUAAACAAAAAAUAAGAAAAUUGGUGUGAAAUAGAAA
Prunus avium (sweet cherry) is the source of this 1922-nucleotide messenger RNA. NCBI's taxonomy places the organism in Eukaryota, Viridiplantae, Streptophyta, Magnoliopsida, Rosales, Rosaceae. The record is from RefSeq and is a predicted model, not a curated record.